AUGGAUUGCAAAGCAGUUAGUAUUCUCUUCGUUGCUAUUAUACUUGGUGCCACAAUCAUGAUGGCGAAUGCAUAUAAAAAAACCAAUAUCGGCGAAAGCAUGAAUUAUAUGCAGCUCAACCUUCGAGACUUAUUAUCUGAAAACAUGAAUGCGCGUGAUCUGCCUAAGUAUAUCGCUGUGCCUACACAGCUCAUUAUCAAAGAAAUUUGUCCCAUCAUGGCAGAAACGAAAGAUGCGAAAUACUUAGCUGAUCAAUGUCAAGACAAAUUCACUUUUGAAACGAAGACUUUUCAAAAAGUGAUUUGUCCCAACCUCCCAGAAGAAGUAGCUGCGAAAUUCUUUGGUGGUGGCUUGUGUGUAGCCAAAUAA
Messenger RNA from Adineta ricciae, 369 nucleotides. The record is from the annotation of a GenBank genome assembly. Lineage: Eukaryota; Metazoa; Rotifera; Eurotatoria; Adinetida; Adinetidae.